UAGUAUAGAAGAUUGGAGGAAAAUCAAGAAAAUAUACUAAAAAACAAUGGCGACUUUGAAUGUGGACGCGACUUCUUCUUCUUCACCAGCUGCACUUCCUGGAGUUUCUCGUUUCCAUCACACCCCUUGUUACUGUGAGGAGAAUGUAUAUUUGCUAUGUAAGAAGCUCUCAGAGGAUGGGAUCGCGAAAUCAGAUGGAUCUGAUCUAUAUGUGGUUUUCAUUUCCAAUGAAAAAAAGCAGAUACCAUUGUGGCAUCAAAAGGCAAGCCCGAGAGCAGAUGGGGUGAUUCUCUGGGAUUAUCAUGUUAUCUGUGUACAAAAAAGAAAAGAUAGCAACCUGCCUCAUCUAGUGUGGGAUUUAGAUUCAAGCCUUCCUUUCCCAUCUCCAUUAGCCACAUAUGUUGCAGAAACUAUUCGGCCUUCAUUUCAACUAUUCUCUGAGUUUCAGAGGUUUUUUCGGAUUGUACAUGCACCAGUAUUCCUGCGAUCUUUUGCAUCUGACAGAAGACACAUGAAAGAUUCUGCUGGAAACUGGAUUUCUCCACCUCCUUCAUAUGAAGUAAUUAUUGCAGAAGAUGGAACUGAUCAUAACCUGAAUGAGUACAUGGAGAUGUCCUCUGCCAAUGUUGUGAAAAGCAUUGGACCUGAUACUAUAGAUGCUGUAUUGAACCAAAAGCUUGGUGUGCUAGUGAGUGAAAGCCAUUUAGAGGAAUUCUUUUCAAAGAUUUCCUGAUAAUUGGUGAAAAUUAGGUGGCAGCAUUGAGUUUUAUGCUUAGGAAAGCAUCUUGUAUCACCACCUGGUACACAGAAACUGAUAUCUGAUCUUACCUUAUGAAGACAGUAAAUUAAACAUUUUUGGAUCAAUGAAUGCAUCAAAGAUUUAUACUUA
This is a messenger RNA of Sesamum indicum (sesame), 889 nucleotides long. RefSeq names its product amino-terminal glutamine amidohydrolase. Gene Ontology annotation, cellular component: nucleus; cytosol. NCBI's taxonomy places the organism in Eukaryota, Viridiplantae, Streptophyta, Magnoliopsida, Lamiales, Pedaliaceae. The record is from RefSeq and is a predicted model, not a curated record. Gene Ontology annotation, molecular function: protein-N-terminal asparagine amidohydrolase activity; protein-N-terminal glutamine amidohydrolase activity.